Messenger RNA from Astyanax mexicanus (Mexican tetra), 3886 nucleotides. RefSeq names its product ADP-ribosylation factor-like 14 (gene arl14). The record is from RefSeq and is a predicted model, not a curated record. Bases 2569 to 3171 code for a protein of 200 amino acids. Gene Ontology annotation, cellular component: cytoplasm. Gene Ontology annotation, biological process: vesicle-mediated transport; intracellular protein transport. Gene Ontology annotation, molecular function: GTP binding; GTPase activity. The transcript has a single exon. Lineage: Eukaryota; Metazoa; Chordata; Actinopteri; Characiformes; Acestrorhamphidae.
GUUUGUCUAAUUUCCCUUUGGGGAUUAAUUAAGUGUUAUAAUGUUGAAUUUCUAGUCAUUCCCAAGCCUUUUUACAACUAUUUUCUCAACUCGACCAUGUCAUAUCCCUUUUUAAUUUAUCGCUAACCCUUUUUAGAACUUUUUUUUCAACCUGAUCAUGUCAUAUCAUUGUCUUAUUUAUCUCCAACCCUUUCUACAGCUAUUUUUCCAACACGAUCAUGUCAUAUGCCUGUUUUAUAUCCUCAACCCUAUCCCCAAUGCUUCCCAUAACUUCCAUAACUUUUUCCCCUAGCUCUGUCUCCAACUCUAUCCUCAACCACAUGCUCAUGAUGUAUGAUAUACCCUUUAUCUUCUGUCCUAUACCCCACCAUUACCCCAACCCAGCCCAGAGCGAGUACAUGAGUCAUAGAAAGACACAAAAUAACUGGUAAAGAUAUUAAAGUUACCGUGGUGUUAUUUAUCGGGAACAUCAAGGGAAUCAGUUUUAGAAAAGGUAUUGCGAAACUUGAGCUCUCAAUUUCACCUGCCUAAAUCUGUCUCCUGAUUUUAUUCUUGGCCUGACAGAAGGUCUCGUGCAUGAAGGAAGCUCAUGUGCGGCUGAGCGUUAGGUGUUUAUAAGUGGCGGCAGCCCUGCCAUGUGUCGCCGCUCUUAUUUGAACUCCAGAGCUUUGCUGUUGACGUUCUUCGCAGUCCAUGAGUGACACGCAUUCCUACACAGAGAGGGUGGCAGGUGCGGGUUCUCAAAAUAGCAUCUGCAUUGUAAAACCAAGGAUCUGAAGCCCUACAUACUGUUGAGUCACUGCCUGAGCGAGUAACUUACAGAAAGGGGCAUCGCAUCACUCGCCACGGACCAUGUUACUGGAACUGACAGCAUAUGACAUCACUAUUAACCCAGUUUGUUUUAAGUGUCUCGAAGUGGCACAUAUAUAGAAAGGCUUGUGCUUAAGGGCACAACACUCAACACACCUCAAGACAGAAGAUAGAAGACUUACUCUACCUGCUGCUGUAAAACUAUCAGGACGAUCUCAUCCAAGAAAAAUGGGUCAGUGCGGUUCGGCGUCAUCUAGGAAACCUCGACAAAUAUGUGAGAAAUUAAACCACUCCUUUACAUCGUCUCCAGCUUUCCGGUACCUAGGACACGGGAUGUGUGGCCUUUCCUGUAUGAAGAGGAUUUCGGUUAUCUCUGGAAAAGAAUCCACACCUCAGUCCGCUUGGGAGAGCAGGAGGAGAAGUUGCCACUGCGCUGGACUGGUUUUCGUGGAGGAUCUGGCCGGAGGAGUUUGGAUAAAGCCGACGGAAAAUAGUGGAAAGACGUGAGAAUGAACAAUCGACUGGAUUGGGUUUACCUGGAGGACAAACGUGUUGAUGGGAAAAGCUUCGGACCAUCUACCAAGCUUUGAUAUCACACAACAGUUUGGUUGAAAUGAUGAAACAUGCUGGAAUUGUGUUUCGAAAAGAUGCUAUUUUGAAACAUGAUGAAAUCCUGUUUUGGAAGUGUGGAAAACCAUUAGGAAGUCUGGUUUCUUCUUUAACUGGUUUCUUUAUUUUAUUUGGAGACUCUUCAGGUUGAUGCUAUGCUACAACUAUAACCUCUUCCUUUUUCUUUCUUUUUUUCUGUCUUUCUUUCAUUUCUUUACUUUACCUAUUUAUGAGUAAUUCCUUUGCAUCUUCAAUUUCUUGAUACUUCAGGACUUUAGGAAGUAAGUGAUGCUUUACUAUGUAAUUUAGCAAUUUGUGCAACAGACCCAAGUCUAUAUUAAGAUUGGCAUGUACUCUGGCACUGGUAUGCUGGAUUUGUCUCAAGAUAAAUAUGCUAUGAAUGAAAAUUCAAUUCGAUUUGAUUUCCUUGUGUUGAGUUUAAGGCUCAUUUAUACUCCUUUUACAUAUGAAAACAAAUGUGUCUGUUACAAUUGCUGUAAAAGUACUUAUUCUACUUUAAUGUGUACUCUAUGGUGGCAUUGCUGUUAAGACGUACAUCCACUAGAGGGCAGCUUAGAGUCAAAAGUUAUCGACAAGACGAAACGAAAAUGGCGGCAAUGGCGAAGGAUGUUGAAAAUCGAAGGAAAGUGAAGAAAAUCAAAAGAGACAGUGAAGUAAAUGGCUGUAAAUUAAGUGAAAAAGAUCCACCAUAAGUUUAUUUUAUGCUCAAGUUUUUUUUUUCAUCAUGUCCAUAUAGCAGUAGACAUUUUGUGUUUCGCUUUCAAGUGUUUUGCUUGAAUUUAUGGUUACAUGACCACUUAUUUCUAGUGUUUUUGCUCAGUGUGAAGAAAAUGUGCACAAUCAGUUGAUUUUUUAUAAAUGAACUGUCAUGUAUGUAUUUUUAUUUAUUUAUUUAUUCAUUUAUUUAUGGAAUAUCUCAACACCAUGUGAUUUGGAAGGUGCUGUCUGUCAUACUUUGACCCACCCGGAUGCCUUAUCUAAGAGUUGUGAGUAGAGAUAAGUGGGCAAGGACACAAUAAAUCAGCUAGUAGUAAAAUACAAACCACUGUGUCAACAGAACAGCAGGGAAGUAACAGCAAGUUCAAGUCUGGAGUUGAAAGUCGCUGUGGAUCAUUUAGAACGUUAACAAUGGGCCUAAAAGGAUCUCGACUGCCGGACGCCAGAGUUCUCCUGCUGGGUCUCGACGGAUCGGGUAAAUCCACUCUCCUUUACAAGCUCAAAUACGACGAGCGUUUCCAGACUGCUCCGACCGUCGGAUUCAACGUGGAGAUGAUUGACGCCAAGCAGAACAGGAAGAAAAUCACAGUGACCGUGUGGGACGUGGGCGGCCAGAAGAAAAUGCGGGAGCAUUGGAAGAGUUUCUACCAAGACACGGCCGGCCUUCUUUUCGUGGUGGACUGUUCGGACAAUGGACGCUUGGAAGAAGCCAAACAUGAGCUGGAGCACACCCUUAAAAACGAGCAUCUCCAGGGUCUUCCUGUGGUUGUCCUCGCCAAUAAGCAGGACGUUGGAGGAGCCCUGACGGCCACGGAGAUCACAGAGAGAUUCAACCUGAGGAAAACGUGCAACAACAGGGACUGGUUUGUCCAGCCGUGUUCAGCUACGAGUGGCGCAGGACUAGAGGACGGUUUCAGGAGAAUGGUUCACUUGGUGAAAACCACCAAUGACGCAAACAUUAAAGAAACAGUCAAGUAUUUACGAGCUAAAUCGAUGAAGCAUGGAAAGAAGUGACAAUGUAGUUGGUUUCUUAAAGGUUCCAGUUGGUGGAUGGCACAUUGGAGUUACUAUGAACGUUGACACCUUUGACCAAGAACACUGAUGCAGCCUACCUACGCUCAUUCACGAAUACUGGUCAGGUGCUGAUUGUACGUUUAUUGCUGCUGAACAAAGGGCGAAAAGAUUGGAGAGGAAUCUUCAAUGCAAUGUUCAACUACAGCGAGUGCUGAAGACAAAACUGGCCUACUGGGAUCUGCAUUGUUGCAUUGUGGACACUAUGGACACAUCCUUUUAUGAGACAUUUCACAUAAAUCCAAAUAAAAUGUUCUAAAUGUAAAUUAAGUCACAUUUAUUUAACUCCUUCAAUCUUCAGACUCAUCACUUGAGUUUAAUUGUAAAUGCUUGGCUGCAUUGAAAAUUAUGGUUACCGUCAAUGUAUUACCAAGUGAAAAUAAAGUUUAAUUGAUUGAUAAAAAUGCUUGUAAUAUGUUUGUAAUGGUAAUGCUACAGGCGAAAAAUAUCUGCUGGAAUUCUUAUGGGAGAUGAAGAUAAUCCACCAGGAAUGACACAUCUGAUCUACAUUAUACAUCAUUCUUACCCCCUUUAAGGUUAUGGUAUGAUACUGUUGAUUAACGUUUUCAAAUCACAUUUGCUGAUGACACUUCCUUCCCCUGAUUACUACAGCAAACUAGCAUGUAAAAACAUGUAUGUAAAUAAAAGAAGGAAUGCA